AGCUUAACCAAAUUCCAACCUGCUCAUGCACUAGCAACACGGGUCUCCACAGUGCAUUUCAAAAUGAUGUCUAUGAACAGCAAGCAGGCUUUCAGCAUGCACCCUAUGCUACAUGAACCCAAAUAUGCUCCACUUCACGCCAGCUCAGAAGCUAUUCGGAGAGCCUGUCUUCCUGCCCCACAGCUUCAAAGUAAUAUCUUUGCUGGCUUUGAUGAGACUUUGCUUAGAGGAGCCGAAGCUCUGGCUGCCGUGGAUAUUGUAUCACAGAAAACACAUCCUUUCAAACCAGAUGCCACAUAUCACACUAUGAACAGUGUGUCCUGCACUCCAACCUCUUCUUCAGUGCAUCUACAUCACCCUUCUGUUUUAACAACUCACCACUCACAUCAUCAUCCUCACCAUCAGCCUUCACAGGGUUUAGACAGCGAUCUCUUAGAGCACCUAAAUCCAGCUCUCACCUUAGGGGGUGUCCCAGAUGUUGGAUCAACACCCUCUCAUCCGCAUGCCCAUAUGUCAGCCAUUAACCACAUGGCCCACCACACACAAUCUAUGAACUUAGUUCAUAACCACUCACUGGCAUCUCAUGCAACAAUCUCCUGCUCUGAAAGUGAAACAGACCCCAGAGAACUUGAAUCAUUUGCUGAGAGAUUCAAACAAAGGAGAAUCAAACUUGGGGUAACACAGGCGGAUGUGGGGUCUGCCUUGGCCAAUUUGAAGAUUCCGGGUGUUGGUUGCCUCAGCCAAAGCACAAUAUGCAGAUUUGAAUCCCUUACACUAUCCCAUAAUAACAUGGUGGCUCUGAAACCUAUUUUAGAAGCUUGGCUAGAGGAAGCAGAGAGAGCGCAAAGGGAGAAAAUGGCCAAACCUGAAAUCUUUACUGGGGGUGACAAGAAACGUAAACGUACAUCUAUUGCAGCUCCGGAAAAAAGAUCUCUAGAAGCCUAUUUUGCUGUUCAGCCAAGACCUUCUUCAGAGAAGAUUGCAGCUAUUGCAGAAAAACUUGACUUGAAAAAGAAUGUAGUUAGAGUCUGGUUUUGUAAUCAAAGACAAAAACAAAAGCGGAUGAAGUUUUCUGCAACAUACUGAAAAACAAAGCACUGUUUUGAACUUAAAUAUGAAACUGAUCUCAUUCUAAGGGAAUUUAGAUACACUGAGAUACAGUGUGUGUAUCAUUUCAGCCUUCAGUUUUGUCUUCAUGCUUUGGCAAAUAAAUGAAUUGAUAAGGGACUGUCACUGGAACCCAUUAGACACCUGUAAAGUCGUACUGGUGAGUGGAAAGUUUGGGAUUCUGUCUUUCGUUUGACCGAGUCUCUACGGACUCAUAUUACCUUUGCUUUAUUAAAUAAAACAUUUAAAGGCAAUGGAAAUGAAUGAAAGUCCAGCUAACAAAACUUGAAAUAUCUAUAAUCUCUUUCUCUCAGUUUGACCUCCCCUUUUAUAUUUAUUAUUGUAAAUAAUAAUCUGUGAUGAUAUUGCACCAAUGGUUAAAAGUUUUAAGUUAUUAUUAUUAUUAUUAUUAAUAUAAUUUGCUGUACAGCACACAAACUUUGAAUUUAAUUUAAAUAAAAUAAAAUCCACCUAAAAUAAGCCUUGUCACUGCAUGGUUUACUUCACUUUUCCAUCUAAAGAAUUCCAUCACAUUCGCAAUAAAUGUUAUGUUUCUACCUCAUCAGCAGCUAGAAAGCACAUCUGGAAAUGAAUCUGUAUAGAAAAGCAAAGCAAGAUAGUCAUAUCCCUGCAAUUUCACUGCAAAGAUGCUUUGACAAUCAAUUCAGUUUUUUUUUCACAUUGAUUCCUCUAUUUCCCGUGACGGUAUAUUUGGGGACUCAGUAUUGUCUGCAGUGAUGAAGCACAGUAUCCCUAUCCCUGCGUGUGUGCGUUGUUUUAUUUUGGUGACGACAACUGACGACACAGAUGAGAGUUUUAUUUUUUAAAGUUCGAAAGUUUAACUUAACCAUUACGGAUUACACAAUGAUAUUUAAAGUUAAUUAUUUUGGAAAUAUUUAACACUGCACUUUCUUGGCAAGACACAUAUUGCUUGGCAUAUAAUAGAGAAAUUUCCCUCUGUUUCUUUUUUUAUGAAUAUUUACUUUUCUAUGUGUGUAAUGAAUGACAUUUUGUGUCUGUGUAUGCUACAGAAUUUCAAAUAAACCAUGCACGAUUUACCUCA
Xenopus tropicalis (tropical clawed frog) is the source of this 2170-nucleotide messenger RNA. It is a transcript of the gene pou4f4, whose product is annotated as POU class 4 homeobox 4. Gene Ontology annotation, molecular function: DNA binding; DNA-binding transcription factor activity; DNA-binding transcription factor activity, RNA polymerase II-specific. Gene Ontology annotation, biological process: regulation of DNA-templated transcription; DNA-templated transcription. The record is from RefSeq and is marked provisional. Gene Ontology annotation, cellular component: nucleus. NCBI's taxonomy places the organism in Eukaryota, Metazoa, Chordata, Amphibia, Anura, Pipidae.